UGAUUCUCUUGACGCGACCAUGAUGAACGCGCAACAACCUACCGUGCCUUCAGCGUUACUUCCCGAAAUUCUCGAGUUUUCCCCUCAGCUCAUCCUCGACGACAUUAUAAACUACGCAAACGAAGCAAUAACAAACACCGUCGAUGCCUUAGAGGGCUUUCUGUUUCGUUGGGCAUCUGAGCGGGAACAGAGAGUUAAAGAGGAUUGGGAUAGCACGCAAGAAGUGGAACAGGGCCUCGUUUCUUUCCAGACGCUUCUCGAAUCGCAUACGGACAUUGCAUUUGACUUUUUCGAGACGUGGUCACUCCGUAACAUCUUCGCCAUUCCCGCCGAUCUUCCUGUCGUGGUCCCUCACCAAGAGAACCUUGAUCUCGAUUGCCCCCCAGAACGUGAAACAGAGCUCAUGACAGAGAUGGAUGAAUUGCGAAGAAAAAUAGAUGCUCAACGUCGCCUGAAGCGUGUGUUGACUCGCGCAGUCCGCUUGUCUUCAGCAAAACGCCGCCGUUCUGAACGUCGCCUGGAACAGCUCUGUUUCCUACAAGCACCGCAAGUGUCUGAACUUGCGAGCAUUCCAGAACAGUACCGCUCGAUGUUCUCAGCAGUAUCAUCGCUUCCGGUCCUUACACCUGAAGCUGUCGCUGCUUUUUCACAAUCACCGUUGGCAGACCCUGGCAAACGGCCGUGGGAAGUGAGUAAGAUGGGUUACCUCGACUGGGCCAGCAAGCAGGUGCUCGCAAAAGCACAGCAGCAUGAUGGUAGUGCUGGUAGCUCGGCAGUAGGGUCGCUGGUGGAAUCUACCACCGCAGUAGCGAAGACUCAAGAUCUCAGGCGACUGAUGGAAGCAAGCUCCGCCCUAGAGAAUACUUAACUGCGGCGGCGCGGCCCAUCACAAUAUUCUAGGUGAUAAUUUGUAGUGGAACGACGGUUUAUCAGGAGGUAAUAUGUACCACAUGUACCACGAAUUCAAAUAUCUUUUUUUUCAUCUUCAACGAG
This is a messenger RNA of Suillus paluster, 993 nucleotides long. Its product is annotated as Mis12-domain-containing protein. Gene Ontology annotation, biological process: protein localization to kinetochore; mitotic cell cycle; mitotic sister chromatid segregation. The record is from RefSeq and is a predicted model, not a curated record. Lineage: Eukaryota; Fungi; Basidiomycota; Agaricomycetes; Boletales; Suillaceae. The transcript is spliced from 2 exons. Gene Ontology annotation, cellular component: chromosome, centromeric region; nucleus. The coding region runs from base 20 to 868 and encodes 282 amino acids.